AUGGGUCAAAGUCCAUACAAAGUCGCAAUUGUCCUUGAAGAGCUAGGACUACCGUACGAGACCCGGCUACUCGAUGUGUCGGAAGUAAAGAAGAAGCCGUUUACAGAUCUCAAUCCGAAUGGGAGAGUGCCUGCCCUCACAGACCCGAACAACGGCUUGACGAUCUGGGAGUCUGGCGCCAUCAUCCAGUAUCUGGUCGAGGUGUACGAUGUCGAUGCAAGUAUCACAUACCACUCCGCGCCCGAGAAAUACCUCCUGAACCAGUGGCUACAUUUUCAAGUCUCUGGACAAGGGCCAUACUACGGUCAGUGCGCCUGGUUUACCCACUACCACCAUGAAAACUUGCAGAGUGCGAAGGAUCGAUACUUGAAAGAGGUCGAAAGGGUUAUCGGCGUUCUUGACGGCUGGUUGCAGAAACAUGAGUUCCUUGUUGGUGAGAAAUGUACGUAUGCAGACCUGAGUUUCGUGACUUGGGCGGCCCUCGUACCAUGGCUUGACAAGGAGAAAAGAAUCCCAAUGGCACAGUACAGUGCUUAUAACGCUUGGAUGGCAAAGCUUGUUGCAAGGCCGGCUGUACGAAAAGUUCUCACUCUACUUGAAGAAAGGAGGAAGCAAAUGUUAGGAUAG
Messenger RNA from Fonsecaea erecta, 627 nucleotides. RefSeq lists its product as hypothetical. The transcript has a single exon. The coding region runs from base 1 to 627 and encodes 208 amino acids. The record is from RefSeq and is a predicted model, not a curated record. NCBI's taxonomy places the organism in Eukaryota, Fungi, Ascomycota, Eurotiomycetes, Chaetothyriales, Herpotrichiellaceae.